This is a messenger RNA of Hepatospora eriocheir, 711 nucleotides long. Lineage: Eukaryota; Fungi; Microsporidia; Hepatosporidae. The record is from the annotation of a GenBank genome assembly.
AUGAAAAUGUUUAGAAAUAGAUUGAAGGAGUAUUCUGUCUUUAUUAAUGAUGAUAACUACAAAUUAGUUAGUGGUGAAAAGGAUAAGUUUUACAUGGAGUUAUUAGAUCAGAUUAAUAAACUAAUAGACCAGAUAAAAGCAGCAUCUUCCUAUGGAAGUUUUAUUGUGUAUGAGGAUAAGAUUAAUAAACUACAAGAUGAAGUUACAUUAUUAGAUAAUAUUACUGUUGAUGAUGAUCAUAGAGAUGUAUUUGAAGGUAUUAAAAACAUUCUUAAGGUUAAAUUACUAGAAUGUAUUCAAUUACUUAAUAAAAAGAAACAAAUAGAUUUAAUUAAUCUUAAGGAAGAAACUUAUGAUCCUGUUAUUGAGGAAGAAGAAAUAAAAAGUCACAAUAAGAUUGAUGAGAUGUUACUUAGAGAUAUUGAACAAGAAAACAAGAAAAUAUUAUUAGGUCAGGAUUAUGUUGAAACUAAUACAAAGAUUAAGCAAAUUGAUAAAAUUCAAAGAGCUAUUAAUGAACAUUUAUUAAUACAGGAUGAAAGAAUUGAUAAUGUUUGUAAUAUAACUAAGGAGAGUAGUAAGAUUUAUAAAAAUAUCAGUAAUAUGGAUUUUAGGAAAAGUGGAAGUUUUAUUAGAAGAUUUGUUACUUUAUUAAUCAUUUGUUUAACUUUUGUAAUGAUUUAUAUGCAUUUUUAUUAUAAUAGAUUUUAA